Messenger RNA from Rotaria socialis, 1650 nucleotides. Lineage: Eukaryota; Metazoa; Rotifera; Eurotatoria; Philodinida; Philodinidae. The record is from the annotation of a GenBank genome assembly.
AUGUAUUUGAUUCUAUUAGGAAUUCUUAUUGGAAUAAUUUUGUAUAUUACUUAUAAAAGAAAGAAUAAAUUAAUCAACGAUGAUUCCAAUAUGAAAUAUGAUCAUGCCAUAAUUAUGGGUGGAAGUAUUGCUGGAAUGACAACUGCUGCUUAUUUAUCAAAAUAUUUUAAACGUAUCACACUUAUAGAAAGUGAUGAUGUCUUAAAUGAAACAUUAAUGAAAUCAACAGCUAACGAAUUAUUAGAUUAUCGUUGCAAUUUAAAAUGUUCAAGUUCAUUAGGUCGUGCAGGUGUAACUCAAAGUUAUCAAAUUCACGUUUUACAGGGUGAAGGAGCUAAUAUUCUAUUUGAAUUAUUUCCUAAUCUAAAAGCUAAACUAAUAAAUGAAUAUGGUGCUUGUUUAUGUUCAUUGAAAAAUAAAUUUCGAUUUGUUAUUGGUGAUGUUUUAUUAAAUAAAAAUUUAACGGAAGAUCUUCAUUGGUUUUGUAUCGAUCGUUUUACAUUAGAAACGAUCUUAAGAAGAGAAUUAUGUUUACAAUAUGAUAAUGAACAAAUUCAAUGGAUGUCAAAUACGAAAGUAACACAAUUAAUUGUAAAUCAAUCAACAAAUGCUGUUCUUGGUGUUAAAUAUCGAUCGAAAUUAAAUUCCGAUACAAAAAUGCAGCUUUAUAGUGAUUUUAUAAUUGAUUGUACUGGAAGAUAUAGUUCAUCUAUUAAAUGGUUAAAAGAAAAUUUCGAUUUAAUUCUUCCAACCGAAGAAUUACAUACAGGAACGGGUUAUGUUUCGUUUGUUGGCGAAAGAUUUAAGACAGGAAAUGUAUCAUUAGACUCAAUACACGUUGGUGGAAAUGCAGCUCAUGCACCAAAUCAUAAUAAAGGUUUUCUUACGACUCCUAUUCGACAAAUAAAAAGCUCUGAUCCAAAUUCACUAGGGCUAUUAUCAAACUUUGCUGUUUAUUGUGUCAAUUCUGAAUAUCCUCCAAAUGAUUCAUAUGAAAAUCUUUUAGAAUGGAUAAAAGAAUAUCUUCCUAUCGACUAUUAUUUAAUUUUAAAAUCAACAAAACUAUUAAGUCCAUUACUACCAUAUCGACGUGCUUUUGAUUCUCGAAAAUAUGUUGAAUUACUUGGGCGAAAAUGGCCACUCAAUUAUAUUCUAUUAGGAGAUGCAAUGUGUGUAUUCAAUCCAAAAAAUGGUCAAGGAAUGACUCAUGCAUGCCGACAAGCAAAACAAUUAAAUGAAAUAUUUAAACAAAAAUAUCAUUUAAAAGAUAUUUCAUUUAUUUAUAAUCGUCAAGCAUCAUCAAUUAGUGAAGAAUGUUGGCUUGGUUCAACUACAAAUGAUUGGGCUGUACCAACAUUAAAAGUAAUCAAAACUGAUCAAUAUGGUAAAACAACGACUUAUCAACGAAGUGAAGAUUCAACAUCAAAUUAUUCUCAACCUAAAAUACCUUUAUUUAUGCAAUUUUUACAAUGGUAUACACAUUGGUUAAUUAAAUGUGCUGCUCAAUCAGGAGAACUAUCAACAGCUUUUCUAUAUGUUGUUUUUCAAGAAAAAACACCAUACUCAUUGUUACAACCAAAGUUUUUCUUGAAAAUUCUUUAUUCGUCUUUUAGAAAUUCUUUUAAUUUAACGAAAAGUCUUUUCGAUUAA